AUGCACCGUUACCGCAGCCACACCUGUGGCGCCUUGCGCAAAUCCGACGCCGGCUCGACCGUCCGGCUUGCGGGCUGGGUUCACCGCGUGCGCGACCAUGGCGGCGUGCUGUUCAUCGAUCUGCGCGACCAUUACGGCAUCACCCAGAUCGUCGCCGACCCCGACAGCCCCUGUUUCGCCAAGGCCGAAACGGUCCGAUCCGAAUGGGUGCUGCGCAUCGACGGCGAGGUCAAGGAACGUGCCGCCGAUCUCGUCAAUGACGACCUGCCGACCGGCGGGAUCGAGCUCUAUGCGCGCGAUCUCGAAGUGCUGUCCAAGGCCGAGGAACUGCCGCUGCCGGUGUUCGGCGAACCGGACUAUCCCGAGGACAUUCGCCUCAAAUACCGUUUUCUCGACCUCAGGCGCGACACGCUGCACGCCAACAUCAUGACGCGCACCAAGGUGAUCGCCUCGAUGCGCCGGCGCAUGGAAGAAGCCGGAUUUGCCGAGUUUUCGACGCCGAUCCUGACCGCCUCGUCGCCCGAGGGCGCCCGCGACUUCCUUGUCCCCUCGCGCAUUCAUCCCGGAGAAUUCUACGCGCUGCCGCAGGCGCCGCAGAUCUACAAGCAGCUGCUGAUGGUCUCGGGCUUCGACCGUUAUUUCCAGAUUGCCCCCUGCUUCCGUGACGAGGACCCGCGCGCGGACCGGCUGCCCGGCGAGUUCUACCAGCUCGACCUGGAGAUGAGCUUUGUCGAGCAGGACGAUGUGUUCGCGGCGAUGGAACCGGUGAUCCGCGGCGUGUUCGAGGAGUUUGCCGACGGCAAGCCCGUGACGCCCGAAUUCCGCCGCAUCCCCCAUGACGAGGCGAUGCUGAAAUACGGCACCGACAAGCCGGACCUGCGCAACCCGAUCACCAUGGAGGAUGUCUCCGAGCACUUCCGCGGCUCGGGUUUCAAGGUGUUCGCCAACAUUCUGGCCAACGAUGCGCGUGGCGCCGUCUGGGCGAUUCCAGCGCCGACCGGCGGUAGCCGCGCCUUCUGCGACCGGAUGAACUCCUGGGCGCAGGGCGAGGGGCAGCCGGGUCUGGGCUACAUCUUCUGGCGCGAGGAAGACAGUCAGGUCGUGGGCGCUGGUCCGAUCGCCAAGAACAUCGGCCCCGAACGCACCGAAGCGAUCAGGCUGCAAUUGGGCCUGAAGGCCGGCGAUGCCUGCUUCUUUGCCGCCGGCGACCCGCGCAAGUUCGCCUCCUUUGCCGGCGAUGCGCGCACCCGCGCGGGCGAGGAACUCGAUCUGAUCGACCGCGACCGGUUCGAGCUGGCCUGGAUCGUCGAUUUCCCGUUCUUUGAAUGGGACGAGGACGAAAAGCGCGUCGAUUUCGGCCACAACCCGUUCACCAUGCCGCGCGGCGGCCUGGGCGCGCUGGAGACCGAAGACCCGCUGUCGAUCAAGGCAUGGCAGUAUGAUCUGGUCUGCAACGGUUUCGAGAUCGCUUCCGGCGGCAUCCGCAACCAUCUGCCCGAGGUGAUGGUCAAGGCGUUCGCCAUUGCCGGUCUCGAUGGGAAAGUGGUCGAGGAGCGCUUCGGCGGCCUUUACCGGGCGUUCCAUUAUGGCGCGCCGCCCCAUGGCGGCAUGGCGGCCGGUGUCGACAGGAUCGUCAUGCUGCUCGUCGGCGCCAGGAACCUGCGCGAGGUGACGCUGUUCCCGAUGAACCAGCAGGCGCAGGACCUGUUGAUGGGAGCGCCCGCCGAAGCCAGCCCGGCGCAGCUGCGCGAACUCAAUCUGCGGAUCAAUCCGCAGGCAAAAGCUCCCGCCGACUCAUAA
This is a messenger RNA of Effrenium voratum, 1800 nucleotides long. NCBI's taxonomy places the organism in Eukaryota, Dinophyceae, Suessiales, Symbiodiniaceae. The record is from the annotation of a GenBank genome assembly.